AUGAAAUUUUAUCAUUCUUUUCUAAAUAUGAUCAAAAACUCUAUUAAAUCUUUUGAUUUAUUUGGACAUCCUAUUGAAUUAUAAAUAAAAAAGGAUAAUGAAUAUCAUACUUUUUUGGGAAUCCUAUCGAGUAUUGGAAUAUUAACUUUAAUUUUCUAUUCUUUCUUAUCCUUACUUAUUGAUAUGAUAAAUCGCACAAAUCCAAGUGUCCUUUAGAAUAUUGAAUAUUAAGCAAAUCCAGAGGUAAUAUUAAUUUAUGAUAGAAUAAGGAAUAUAAAUUAAACUAAGAUUCUUUUCUUUUUUAUCUUGCUAUAACAGAUGAAUUUGGAAGGCCAAUAACUUAAGAAGAUAAUUAAUUAAUCUAUUAGUCAAAAUUUUCUUUUUGUUAAAGAAAAGUAAAUGAAAAAAAUUCAUUCCAAUCUGAUUGUUCCACUUUUUUAAUGAAAAAAUGCGACACGAUGUCGAUCAACAGUUAAAUUUUAGAAAAACUGAAUAUUUCAGCAGCAGUGUUAAAAGCAAGUCUUUGCUUUGAUCCAGAUGAGUGGAAUACAAUAGAAUUAUCCCUUUAAGGAACUUCUUAAAGCCUCGAUUUUAAGGGUCUUAAAUUUAAUAUUGAAAAAUGCAAUAAUAUCACAUCAGGAGGAAGUAAAUUUUUUAUUUUAUUUAGAUUGUGCAUCUUAAGAAUUUAUUGAUCAAAAAUUAAGUUCAGGAUACUUAGGAUUUUUUAUUUCAGAUUCAGUGCUAAACUAAAAGAAAGCUUAAAAUCCAUUUUCUUUAGUCUCAAAAUUGAUAACAACAACUAUUUCGUCAUAUUAAUACAAAUCUAUGAUAUUGUAGAUGAGAAAAUCGAAACUUUAUAAUAAAGAAAACUUUUUUUAUUAUUUUGAGAAUAAUGCUGAAUAUAGCGCUUUAUUGUUUGAUAGAUAAUCAGAAUGGGUGUUGAAUACAUAAAAAGAGGAAUUAGUUGUUAUCCACGUUAUUCUAGAUGACAGAGAAGUAUUAUAUUAUAGAACCUAUAAUAAUAUUUUGGAUAUUUUGGGUUAAAUGGGAGGAUUAUUAGAAUUAAUGCUAUUAUUGGUUGGGUUAUUUGUCAAACCUUUCAAUAAACUUUCUUGUGAUUUAUUUCUUGCAUCUAAAAUAUUUUAUUUUGAACAAUCAAAUAAUUAAUAGAAAUUAUACCCUUAACCGUUUAUAGGGUUAGGAUAAGUUGAAGGACUUGUUAAUUAAAGUUAAUUUGCACAACUAAAAAAAUUCUUUAAAUUAAAAGCCUAAUAAAUUAAAUUAUUUGUUCAUUAAUAUUUAUUCACUUGUGGUAAAGAUAGACAAUUAAUUUAAUAAAGUAUUGAAUCUAUUUACAAUUAAAUUGAUAUUAUCUUUAUUUUUAAUAAAUUAAUUGAAAUUGAUAAAUUGAAGAAAAUAUUGUUAAAUGAUGAUUAAUAAAUUUUGUUUAAUUACAUACAUAAGCCGAUCAUUUAACUAGACUAAAGAGAAAAUAUGAGUUGUAAUUAAAAUUUGUAUAAUUAAAAUAAGUUAUCAUUUGAAGAGGAAAUAACAUAAGCCUUAAAUUCUUAUAAUGUAAUAAAAGAAAAUAAUAAUAAAAAACAUGAAAACAAAACAAUAAUGAAUUUAUUAGAUAAAGAUAUUUAAUUUAUUUUAGAUCAACAUGAAAAUAAUAAAUUAUAAAAAGAAUCAUCUUUAAAAGAAGCUUCAUUUAAUGAUUUAAGUAUUUAAGAGAAUAGAGUUGAUAUUUGA
Molecule: messenger RNA, 1752 nt
Organism: Paramecium sonneborni
Lineage: Eukaryota; Ciliophora; Oligohymenophorea; Peniculida; Parameciidae
Source: the annotation of a GenBank genome assembly